CAUCUCUCUUCGAGCACUCAGCCUUAGUUGCCUUCUUUUCUUUACCUCGAGAUGGCCCCGUACGACCUCGAAUCUUAUGGAACAGCAGACCUCCACGAUGUACUUGCCAAGCUGACCGUAGCUGAAAAGAUUUCUCUGCUUGCGGGGCCAGAUUGGUGGACAACGACACCAAUCCCGCGCGUCGGUGUGCCUCGUAUUAAGUGUUCUGACGGUCCAAAUGGAGUGAGGGGUAGUUCGCACUUCUUGCCUUCUCCAGCACAGUGUAUUCCAUGCGCAACAGCCCUCGGAGCAACCUUUGACAUCAGCCUAAUAAACGAAGCGGGAGGAUUAUUGGCGCGUGAAUGUAAGGCAAAGGGGAGUAGUCUCCUCUUGGCACCGACAUGUAACAUCCAGAGAAAUCCGUUGAAUGGAAGAGCUUUUGAAAGUUUCAGCGAAGACCCGUUUCUCUCUGGGAUGAUUGCCGCUCACUACAUAAUUGGUCUCCAAAGCAACGGUAUCGGCGCUGUCAUCAAGCAUUUUGUGUGCAACGACAUGGAACAUGAGCGACUUUCCGUUGAUGUUCGCGUGGGAGAGGCGAGCAUCAAGCCCCCUACGCGAAAUAUACCUCAUGCCUUUCAUGCUGGCUCAGAAGAUUGCCAACCUUGGGCCGUCAUGACCUCUUAUAGUCGCGUCAAUGGGAUCCAUUGCUCAGAAAAUCAUCGACUACUACAGACUAUUCUCCGCGAGGAGUGGAGAUUCGAUGGUAUGGUAAUGAGCGACUGGAGUGGGACCUACUCUACUUCAGAGGCCGUCAACGCUGGACUAGAUCUCGAAAUGCCUGGACCCACACGCUGGAGAGGGGACCUCAUCAAUCAUCUUAUCCAUGCCGGUAAAAUAUCUUUCGACGCUUUAUCCUCACGGGCAUACGCCAUCCUUCAAGUCGUUCAGCGUGCAGUGCGCGCGGACCCGUCUCUUGUCAAGAACAAUACACUUCCAGAGCGUCAGCUCGAUCCUCCUGAUGACAUUAUCCUCAACAGAAGACUAGCUGCGGAGAGUAUAGUUCUACUAAAAAACGAUUUUGGAGUCUUGCCCGUCGACAUGAAAAAAAUAAAGAAGCUUGCAGUCAUUGGACCAAACGCCAAGACGAGGACCGUCAGUGGGGGUGGAUCAGCAUUCUUGCUAAGUAGUUAUGUCGUAACGCCCCUUGAGGGAAUCGAGGCAGCUCUGCAGGGGACCGAUGUCAACGUUGUAUAUUCACCAGGAUGCUAUGCACAUCGAUAUCUUCCUAUGCUCGAUGGAUGGAUCAAGACCGCCGAUGGCACAGAUGGCUGGACUGCGACAUUCUACAAUUCUGACCCUGAUGCCGACACUCCUCCCCUUUCAACAUAUACUCUCCUCUCGACACGCCUCCGUAUCAAUGAUGAGAAACCUAAAGGUUUGGCGGAGCAUUUCUACAUCAUACUCCGUGGAUACAUCACUGCGCAAGAGAGCGGUCCCUUCGAACUGGGAAUAUCGCUAGUUGGACGCGCGACCGUGAGUCUCGAUGGAAAACUGAUCGUGGAUAACGGCAUGGACCGCCCCCAAACUCCCGGCGAUAGUUUCUAUGGACUAGGAACCAUUGAAGAGACUGCCACUGUGGACCUCGUUAAAGGAAAGACGUAUGAAAUUCUUGUAAAAUACACUAAUACGCCGCUUCCCGUCUCUUCUGACCAAGGGGAAGCGAAACAGCCUCCGCUCAUGAUGGCUGCCCUUCGUGUCUCUGGUGUGCCGAAAAUUGACCCUACCAUAGCACUCGAUGAUGCCGUGACCAUCGCCCGCGAUGCCGAUGCUGUGAUAUGCGUUAUUGGAACCAAUAUGGACUGGGAAGCCGAGGCAAGCGAUCGAAAAGGGUUGGAGCUACCUGGACUCACAGAUGAACUCGUGCGGCGAUUGCUUGACGCGAACCAAAAUACAGUUGUGGUCAAUCAAUCCGGCUCUACAGUGGCGUUCCCUUGGGUGGACAAGGCAAGCACUGUAGUACAGGCAUGGUUUGCCGGAAAUGAAUGCGGAAAUGCCCUUGCGGAUGUCAUCUUUGGCAAAGUCAAUCCCGCUGGCCGGUUACCUCUCACGUUCCCCAAGUGUAUCGAGGACUGUACAGCGCAUCUCAACUGGGGCGCUGAGAGUGGAAGAGUGACAUACGGUGAAGGUAUCUUUGUCGGGUACCGUGGGUACGAAGAAACUAAGCGAAGACCAACGUUCUAUUUCGGCCAUGGACUGAGCUACACCACAUUCGGAAUCCUUUUGACAGAAUGGUCGCCGCUUGAAGUUAAACUUACCGGUGCUUCGACUGAAAUCAGUGCCGCAGCUAAGCUUACUGUUACUAACACGGGGUCGCGACCUGGAUCCGACGUUGUCCAGUUAUACGUUAUCGACAAAGUGUGCUCUUACCGACGACCCAAGCGCGAACUCAAAGGGUUUGCCAAGACUGAGAUACUCUCUCCCGGCCAGUCACAAGAAUUGGAGAUCACGCUAGACAAAAUGGCGUUCUCAUUCUAUAAUGAUGCGCGAAUGGCUUGGGUGGUGGAGAAGGGAUUAUUCAGUAUCUGUGCUUCUAGAAGUGCCAAUGAGGCGGACGUUAUGAGUGUUGCGGAGGUGUUGGUUGACGAAGACCUCAUUUGGAGUGGUAUUUAA
Molecule: messenger RNA, 2649 nt
Organism: Desarmillaria tabescens
Lineage: Eukaryota; Fungi; Basidiomycota; Agaricomycetes; Agaricales; Physalacriaceae
Product: glycoside hydrolase family 3 protein
Exons: 16
Coding region: 52-2649 (865 amino acids)
Biological process (GO): glucan catabolic process
Molecular function (GO): beta-glucosidase activity
Source: RefSeq, a predicted model, not a curated record